AUGAGAUUGACCAUCACCGUCAUGUAUCAGUUGGUCGUUGUAAUCGUGAGCAUUCUGGCCGGAGUAGGCCAAGCAACACCUGAAGAUAUCGGAAACGUCACGUUGUUUAUAUCACGUAAUAUCAGCACCGUUGAGGGCGAUAUCUACGCGGUCAACAUCGAGACGGAUAUGGCGGAAGGAAGGGAAAUUGUUCACUCAACCAUGAAUGGAAACGAUUCACAGACGGUGAUUACAGACCAUAGACUAAAUAUACGUGUUGUUGUUCCGGUCUCGGAAUCCGAGGAUUGCCACUUUUUGGAACUUGACGAUGAGGAAAAUCAGGCUCCAUCAAUUGAGGAGGACACAGAGGGUGUGACCAUGGAAUCUGCAGUGUCUGAAAACGUAAACGCCACUGAUGAGAGAGCUUGCUUGUAUAAAGAGGAUGAUCUAGCGAUGACAGAGGAGUUGAAGACUGCACUAACUUCAGUGUGUGGACCCCGGAAGAUACGUCACCUGACCAGGAAAGACGAGUGUCUAAACGUUCCCCAGGACGAGGAUCAAGGUAAAUACAAACGGAACGCAAAAGACCUUUUAAGGAAGAAAAAGUGUGUGUUUUCGAAGACUCGGAAGAGACCGGAUCUGACGUACUUGUUCGCCGAAAGAGAUUUUGGGGAUGGUGCCGCUAUCGAUGCUAUUGGAUCGCUCGUAUAG
Messenger RNA from Ylistrum balloti, 690 nucleotides. RefSeq lists its product as uncharacterized. The transcript is spliced from 6 exons. Bases 1 to 690 code for a protein of 229 amino acids. The record is from RefSeq and is a predicted model, not a curated record. NCBI's taxonomy places the organism in Eukaryota, Metazoa, Mollusca, Bivalvia, Pectinida, Pectinidae.